UGAAAAUAAUUGACACCUUUAAAAAGAAAUGGUUGGGCUGUAGAAGGCUCAAGAAGCUUCUUCAUCGUUAUUCUUCUUCACACGAGUCAUCCUGAAAGUUCCCGAAUAUCCCUUUCCAAACUAUAUAAAUCGUCCCUGCUCCCUCCAAAUCAGCAACAUAAACAAUCGAAUCAGCAAAUUACCUACACAAUCAAGCAACCAAAUUCUUCAAUCUUUCCACAGUUUCAGCCAAACAUUAGCAAAUGUCGAUCGUCCCUAGCUUGUUCGGUGGCCGAAGAAGCAACAUCUUCGACCCAUUUUCCCUAGACAUUUGGGACCCUUUCAAAGACUUCCCUAUUUCAUCUUCUUCUGGCGUUUCAAGGGAAACUUCUGCGUUGGUAAACGCCCGUGUGGAUUGGAAGGAAACGCCAGAAGCUCAUGUGUUCAAGGCGGAUCUUCCUGGGAUCAAGAAAGAAGAAGUGAAGGUGGAGGUAGAAGACGGAAAUAUCUUACAGAUCAUCGGUGAGAGGAACGUGGAGAAAGAAGAUAAGAAUGAUAAAUGGCAUCGGGUAGAACGAAGCAGCGGGAAGUUCACGAGGAGGUUCAGGUUGCCGGAGAAUGCCAAAAUGGAUGAGGUGAAGGCGGCCAUGGAAAACGGGGUGCUUACAAUUACAGUGCCCAAAGAAGAAGUGAAGAAGCCUGAUGUCAAGUCUAUUGAAAUUUCUGGUUAGAAAGACCUUAUGAAUUUGUCAUUGUAUCAAAUCCUUGAGUUGUAUUUGGGUGUAAAGUGUUUGUGUCAGUCUACAAGGUGUUCGAUGAAAUGCUUGUGUUAUUAUCUGUAACUUUGAUGAUGAAUAAAAUGCUUGUUAGCUUGUACA
Messenger RNA from Helianthus annuus (common sunflower), 857 nucleotides. Its product is annotated as 17.5 kDa class I heat shock protein. The coding region runs from base 243 to 710 and encodes 155 amino acids. NCBI's taxonomy places the organism in Eukaryota, Viridiplantae, Streptophyta, Magnoliopsida, Asterales, Asteraceae. The record is from RefSeq and is a predicted model, not a curated record. Gene Ontology annotation, biological process: response to heat; response to hydrogen peroxide; protein complex oligomerization. The transcript has a single exon.